Molecule: messenger RNA, 2359 nt
Organism: Trachymyrmex septentrionalis
Lineage: Eukaryota; Metazoa; Arthropoda; Insecta; Hymenoptera; Formicidae
Gene: Mer
Product: merlin
Exons: 9
Coding region: 169-2112 (647 amino acids)
Biological process (GO): positive regulation of protein localization to early endosome; regulation of organelle assembly; regulation of cell shape
Cellular component (GO): cytoskeleton; apical part of cell; filopodium
Molecular function (GO): cell adhesion molecule binding; actin binding
Source: RefSeq, a predicted model, not a curated record
GAAACAAGCCACUGUGCUCGUCGAUUACUACUCAUAUUUCGUUUAAAGAUAUGUCGAGAACGUACUGUAUUGGAGAUUUUAGCGGCGCGAAGUCUAAUUUAUCAUAUGAUCGAGUGCUUUUACGAUAUAGCAGUCAACAGCAUGUACUUAAUGCUUUUGUAAUACUGAAUGAACACAGCGAAAAAUAAGAUGUCACCAUUUCGGAGGAAAAAGUCCGGGAGAUCUUUUCCCGUCAAAGUUUGUACCUUAGAUGCAGAACUCGAAUUUAAUCUAGAGUGGAGAUCGACAGGCAGAGAAUUAUUUGAUCUGGUGUGCCGUACAAUAGGAUUGAGAGAAACGUGGUAUUUUGGACUUCAAUACGAAGAUGCAAAGGGCUUCAUUUCUUGGUUAAAGUUAGACAAGAAAGUUCAAGAUCAAGGCAUUUCGCAACAUCAAACAACAUCAUUCAUGUUCUUAGCCAAAUUUUAUCCUGAGGAUGUUGCUGAAGAACUAGUACAAGAAGUCACUCAACAUCUGUUUUUUUUACAAGUGAAACAAGCUAUACUGUCCAUGGAUAUUUAUUGUCCACCUGAGGCUUCUGUAUUACUUGCUUCUUAUGCUGUCCAAGCAAAGUAUGGUGAUUAUGAUGAAAUUUCAUAUCGCCCUGGAAUGCUUGCCAGUGAGGACUUGCUUCCACAAAGAGUUAUAGAUCAAUAUCAAAUGACUCCAGAAAUGUGGGAGGAUAGGAUAAAAAUUUGGUACGCCGAUCAUCGUGGCAUGUCUCGAGACGAAGCAGAAAUGGAAUAUCUUAAGAUUGCUCAGGAUCUCGAUAUGUAUGGUGUGAACUAUUUUCCUAUUAGUAAUAAGAAGGAAACAGAUCUUUGGCUUGGAGUUACAGCAUUGGGAUUGAAUAUUUAUGAAAAGGAAAAUAAAUUGGCACCGAAGACAACGUUUACAUGGUCGGAAAUUCGUCAUAUUAGUUUCGACGAUAAGAAGUUCAUAAUCAAGCCUGUAGAGAAAACAUCACCAAACUUCAUGUUCUUCUCGCAGAAAACUCGCAUGAACAAACUGGUAAAAAAACAAUCAGAUGUUGGCAGCUGGGUGAGGGGUUUAAUAGCUUUAAAGUUGAACGAACAUAAUAGUGAUACAGCUGCUCAUGUAUUAUUUGUUAAGAUCCUAGAUCUAUGUAUUGGCAAUCACGAUCUAUUUAUGAGGAGACGCAAACCGGAUUCCAUGGAAGUUCAACAAAUGAAAGCACAAGCCAAGGAAGAAAAAUCCAGGAGGCAAAUUGAAAGAAAUAAAUUAGCACGAGAAAAACAAUUAAGAGAGGCAGCGGAAAGAGAAAAGGCUGCAAUGGAACAGCGACUUCUACAAUAUCAGGAGGAGAUACGAUUGGCAAAUGAAGCUCUUAGAAGAUCUGAAGAGACGGCAGAUCUUUUAGCUGAGAAAAGCCGUGUAGCAGAAGAAGAAGCAAUGCUUUUAAGUCAGAAAGCAUCGGAAGCUGAACAAGAAAUCACGCGUAUACGAUUGAAUAAUAUGAAGACUGAAGAAGAAAAAGUCCAUUUGGAACGGAAAACUAGAGAAGCUGAAUUAUUAACUGAAAGACUAGUUCAAGAAUCGGAACGUAGAGCUGCUGAAGCAGAAAAAUUAAAGGACGAAUUAUUACGUGCAAGAAUUGCUGAGAAAGAAGCUAAGGAAAAAUUAUUAGAGUUCCUGAGUAGAAAUGCCUAUACCUCUACCAUAACUCCUGUGCCAAAUUUAUUUCCGUCUACGCAAGUGCUUCCGUCAGAUCUACAAGCAGAUCUUCAGACUCUACAAUUAGAACCUUUACACGCAGAACCUCUACCACCUGAUUUAACAUCCUAUGAUCUUAUUAGCGAUGGAGAUGUUGAUCAACUUUCAUUAGAGAUUGAAAGGGAAAGGAGCGAUUAUUUAGAGAAAAGUAAGCAUUUACAGGAACAACUGCGAGAAUUACGUUCCGAAAUUGAAGGUUUAAAAGUUGGUGAUAAACAGUGUGAAUUGGAUCACUUGCAUGAGGAACAAGUUCGACUCGGCGAAAAUAAAUACAGUACUCUAAAAAAAGUGAAAUCCGGAUCCACUAAAGCUAGAGUCGCCUUCUUUGAGGAGUUGUAAUUAUUGAGAAAAAAAUGAAUUUACUAAUAGACGCGUAUUAAUAUGAUAUUAGUAAAAUUCAUUUGACACUGAAAAAGUAAGAUCCUAUAAAUAUGUAUGCGAGCGCGUAUGCAAAGAAUAGAGUGGAUAUCCACUUAAUCUAAUUGAGAAAUGAAAUAUCUUGUAAUAAUAUACUUGAGUAUUCUAUGUAGAAUAUUGAAUCAGACAUUGAACUAGAUUUAUUAACAAAUUUGAAAUUCUUUUUUAC